CUAUUGCAUUGCUGAUUUCAUUGGUAACUCUUUCAAGAGGUAUUCAAUGGUUUACUCGAGAACCUCCACGUGUGCUCUACGUGUCCAGUGGAGGUACAGCGAGACUUGUGUGGGAUUACAAUGUCAGAAAUAGAACUGUAAUGUUUGAUCCAUAUUCACCAGAAUGGGCUCUGUAUAAUACAAUUGGAUUUAGAAUAGUUAUAGGCGUCGAGGAUGSUUACAAUGGAUGGAAGUUCGUUAUUCUCAAAAGCUGCCCCACAAGACUGAGUGGUCGAGUCAGUAAAGAGUCCACAGCUACUCUUGUCAUCUCUAAUGUCACAAAAGCUGAUGAACGGCUAUAUGAAUGCAGUCUGCUGUUAUUAGUGGGAUCACCAAUAAGAAGUAAAGUACAACUGGUUGUUACAGAACGUCCCCGCUUUACUACUCCUGUCAAUAUAUCUACGUCUAUCAAUGAGGGAUCAAGUCUGUGCAUCCGAUGUUUAGCAGCUGCAGAUCCUAUGCCCUACAUAACGUGGGUACAAAUUAUAAAGAACCCAAAAAUUAUCAGUGAAGGAGUUGGUGAAGCAUUUCUCAGAUUCGACAACAUCACGAGACACCAACUUGGAACAUAUGAGUGUCAGGCUAAGAAUAAUCCAAACGAGGAUAGUAGUAUAGGGGUUGGGGGUCCCAACUCACACACCACCCCGAAAUAACCCGCCUUAAAAGCAUACGCCCCGGUUUCAUUCGGGUUUUGAGAGCAACGUGGCCCGGGGUUAUUCCACCAAGAGAUUACGGGAUCUUCCCGCUAUCCACGACCCAUUUGAGACCGUGAAUA
Actinia tenebrosa (Australian red waratah sea anemone) is the source of this 814-nucleotide messenger RNA. Its product is annotated as neurotrimin-like. Gene Ontology annotation, biological process: homophilic cell-cell adhesion. The record is from RefSeq and is a predicted model, not a curated record. Lineage: Eukaryota; Metazoa; Cnidaria; Anthozoa; Actiniaria; Actiniidae. Gene Ontology annotation, cellular component: plasma membrane.